UUUCACUCUCCCUUCCCCACCUAUACACUUUUUCUCUCCACCGCCAAAUCAAAAGACUAGGGAAAGGAAGAGGGAGAGAGUGUAUUGUGUUGGUGUCAUUUUAGUCGAGAUGCAGAGGAUAUUCUCGAGGGCAGUAUUGGAAACAGAUUCUCUGGUGAGGCGUCGAUGCCUCUCCAACCUAGCCCAUUCCGCCACGGCUCUCCAAGAAAAUGACGCCGUUCUUCCCAAAAUGCCCUCCUUCGACUACACUCCGCCUCCCUACACCGGACCCUCUGCCUCCGAGAUCUUGAAGAAGCGCCAACAGUACCUCAGUCCUUCCAUGAUUCACUUCUACAACCAGCCUUUGAACUUGGUAGAUGGAAAGAUGCAGUACUUGUUUGACGAGAGCGGUCGGCGUUACCUCGAUGCAUUCGGAGGGAUUGCCACUGUAUGUUGUGGGCACAGUCACCCAGAUGUGGUGGAGGCAAUUGUUAAUCAAACAAAGCGGCUGCAGCAUUCGACUGUUCUGUAUUUGAAUGCUGCCAUUGCGGACUUUGCAGAGGCUCUGGCAUCCAAGUUGCCUGGUGAUCUCAAGGUUGUGUUCUUUACUAAUUCUGGGACGGAAGCGAAUGAGCUGGCUUUAAUGAUUGCUCGAUUGUAUUCUGGCUGCCAUGAUAUUGUUUCUCUUAGAAAUGGUUAUCAUGGAAAUGCGUCAGCGACAAUGGGUUCUACUGCUCAAUGCAACUUCAAGUUCAGUGUUGUACAGACUGGAGUUCACCAUGCAUUGAACCCAGACCAGUACAGAGGUGUCUUUGGUUCAGAUGGACUAAAAUACGCAAAAGAUGUCGAGGAGCUCAUUGCCUAUGGAACUUGUGGCCGUGUUGCUGGCUUUAUAGCGGAAGCCAUACAGGGAGUGGGUGGAAUUUUAGAGCUGGCCCCAGGAUACUUGCCUGCUGUAUAUAGCACCAUCAGAAGUGCAGGCGGCCUUUGUAUAGCUGAUGAGGUCCAAUCAGGUUUUGCUCGCACAGGGAGCCAUUUUUGGGGUUUUGAGGCACAUGGUGUCGUGCCUGAUAUUGUGACUAUGGCGAAGGGCAUUGGAAAUGGCAUUCCAAUAGGUGCGGUGGUUACCACUCCUGAGAUUGCGAAGGUCUUGACUUAUCGGAGUUAUUUUAAUACCUUUGGGGGGAAUCCUGUUUGCACUGCCAGUGGGCUUGCUAAUCUAAGAGUGAUAGAGAGAGAAAAUCUUCAACAGAAUGCAUUCAUUGUGGGAUCAUAUCUGAAAGAGCGCCUGACUUCCCUCAAGGAAAAGCAUGAAAUUAUUGGGGAUGUGAGGGGAAGAGGUUUGAUGCUUGGUGUUGAACUUGUAACUGACCGUCAGUUGAAAACUCCAGCUAAAGUUGAAACACUGCAUAUUAUGGAGCAGAUGAAAGAAAUGGGGGUGCUGAUAGGGAAAGGUGGAUUUCAUGGGAACGUGUUCAGAAUUACUCCGCCCUUAUGCUUCACUAAGGAAGAUGCUGAUUUUCUUGUGGGUGUGAUGGACUACACGAUCUCGAAAAUGUGAGGCAUUGAAGGCGAAGCCAAUGCGGUAAAUUGGAUAAAGGAGGCCGUUGAAAUUUCAGCAUGAUGCAAUAAAUUUGUACUGGAACUGGAAGAGCCAGUUGUUAAUAUAUGUCCAUAUUUGUGUGUGAAAUAAAAUGUUAGAGCUGUCUAGCAAGGAGAUGAUGAUGAGACAUCACCUCGUUGUCUCUCUCUCUCCCCUCUUGUUUCAAGAACUUUUCUUAAUACGCUGGCACUUCACUUGUUUUGCGAUGAGCACUGUGCUCAGUCGAAUUUACAGAGGAACAAGAAAAUCAAUGUAGAAACGCUUAGAAUCACUACUUUGAGAGGGUGAUUUGGUUGCAAUAUGGAUAAUUGUUUUCCCGCAAUUGUAUCAGGAUGUGAUUUCUCCAACUUUAGUACAAAGAAUUUCUGAUAAUUUUUUUAAAUAAUAAAUAAUAUUAUAAUUCUUAUUUUUAUAAUGCUAA
Cornus florida is the source of this 2003-nucleotide messenger RNA. RefSeq names its product alanine--glyoxylate aminotransferase 2 homolog 2, mitochondrial-like. The transcript has 9 exons. Gene Ontology annotation, molecular function: transaminase activity; pyridoxal phosphate binding. The coding region runs from base 110 to 1540 and encodes 476 amino acids. Gene Ontology annotation, cellular component: mitochondrion. The record is from RefSeq and is a predicted model, not a curated record. Lineage: Eukaryota; Viridiplantae; Streptophyta; Magnoliopsida; Cornales; Cornaceae.